AUGUCUCAGGGCGUGACCUACGCUGACCUGAGGUUCGUGAGGAGCCCUCUGGAGAAGAGCCAGCCGGAAGGCUCAGAGCCCCCACAGGGCUCCCCUCCCAGGUGCCUCCUCACCCCAUCUCCUCUCCCAGAGGCCGGCCAUGACGGGGAGCUCACCUAUGAGAACAUCCAGGGGCCCAGAGCCCAGGAAGAGAAGGCUCUCGGCAGCCCCAAGGGCACUCCAGGGUCAGACCGUCGGACGUGGUACGCGGCCGUGGCUGUGCUGGGCACCUGCCUCUUUCUUCUAGCCACCACCAUAGGACUUGGUGUCCGAACCUGGAAGGUCUCGCAGCAGCUCCAGCAGGCCUCCCACGAGCACGUGGCAGAGAGCAGCAUCCUGACACAGAGAAUCGAGGCCAAGGAAGGGAGCCUGGCACAGACCCAGCUCCGGCUGGACCAGGCCGAGGCAGAGCUCAGCUCCACCAGGCUGGCCCUUCACGAGAGCUGGGCAGCCGGAAACGAGACCCUGCAGCAGCUGCAGCUGCGAGAAGACUCGCUGAGGCGAAUGAGCGACAAUCUGGCUCGUGUGUCGCAGGAGAAGGGCGAACAACUGCGGCAACUAGAAGGGAAGCUGAGGGAAGCGGCGGACACUCUGGCUCGCGAGCAGCAGGUCCGGGAGAAAACGGAGGCAGACCUGCGCCAGGCCACGUCUUGCCAGCAGAUGGGCUGUUGUCCUGAUGGAUGGAAGCUCUUCAGAUGGAAAUGCCUGUGGAUUUCAACAGAUCAAAAGACUUGGGCAGACAGCAAGGCCAGCUGUAAAAGCGAACAGUCUCAGCUGCUUAUUUUAAAGCCCUGGAGUGCAAGAGAACUAUGGGAUGCUGUACUAGUAAACUAUGCACAGCAUUAUCCUCAAUCAUAUGGAUACUGGAUUGGACUUAAUAAAACGUGGCCUAGCAAGUUUACGUCCAAGUAUAUUUUGCUUUGGGACGACGGGUCUCGCUAUGAAGGAACUGAGAAACCUCUUGGUAAUUACUAUGAUGAUUUUAUCAAAAUUCACAAUGGAGCCCUGGAAUAUGGUUGGCGUAAUACACUGCAGCAAUACAUCUGUGAGAAGGCGGCCAACUCAAUACAGCCCAGCUAAUCUCCCGGUCAACAGGUGGAAAGACCUGAGGUGGCCAAGGAGGUGCAAAGUGGAGGUGUGUCCUGACCCCGAGCUUUGACCUGGAACCUG
Messenger RNA from Elgaria multicarinata webbii, 1209 nucleotides. RefSeq names its product B-cell differentiation antigen CD72-like. NCBI's taxonomy places the organism in Eukaryota, Metazoa, Chordata, Lepidosauria, Squamata, Anguidae. Gene Ontology annotation, cellular component: plasma membrane. The record is from RefSeq and is a predicted model, not a curated record. The transcript is spliced from 6 exons. Gene Ontology annotation, molecular function: transmembrane signaling receptor activity. Bases 1 to 1119 code for a protein of 372 amino acids.